Messenger RNA from Phaeodactylum tricornutum CCAP 1055/1, 2150 nucleotides. RefSeq lists its product with no specific name. Bases 108 to 2150 code for a protein of 680 amino acids. The record is from RefSeq and is a predicted model, not a curated record. NCBI's taxonomy places the organism in Eukaryota, Bacillariophyta, Bacillariophyceae, Surirellales, Neidiaceae. Gene Ontology annotation, cellular component: spliceosomal complex. The transcript has a single exon.
AAGUAGUGUAUCGGUUGGCACACGUUUCUUGCUCAUAUUCUCUUUUUCGAGACGUCAUCGGUAGGCCAUUUUUCAGAUAUUCGCAACAAACAUUAGAGUGCGAUCCGAUGAACCAAGUUCUAGAUCGUUCUUUCGAUUCGGCGGGCUCAACCGAAAGUAAAGUUGCUAUUCCUGAAUUCAUCCCCGCUAGCACUUGGCAAGGAUCCAAGUCGGGCUAUUACUUCGGAACAUCAGUUCGAGGAACGGGAUACCACCGGGACAUAUCGACGCAGCACCAGCAAUCCGCUGCUUUGACCAGCAGGCACGCGACACACAACGGGGGUACAGUCACCGAAGAGCCUCACAGCAAUGGCAGUCGCAAGCGAAUUCGAAAGAGCGUUCAAAUCGACGAAGACCAGAACGAAACUCGUGUCAUAUUAUCGCCCGAAGAGUUGCUGGAACGAGCCGAACGACAACAACGAAAUUCCUCCAAAAGUACAGCUCUGCUACUCGACUUGACUCCAAAGGGUAUGCGCAAGGCGGUCAAUGCUCUCAGAAAAGCAAUUGAAGUCAAUGAAUUACAACGGGCGCAGCACGUGAACGAGCCGGAACGUUACAUGGAGAGCGAAGUUGCACUGUACGAGCACAUAGCAGCGUGGAAAGCUAUUGCCUCCGAUCCCACUAGACUGUUUCCGAUCGCGAUAGAGAUGGAACUCGUACAGAACCUGCUACAGCUGCUGCUCCAUGAUAAUGUUGAUCUUGCAGCGGCUGUCAUAUCAACACUGGUGGAGUGGCUCGACCCGGACCUUUUACAAUCCAAGGAGGAGAGCGAAAGCGGCGAAGAGGAAGCAGCUCUACUAGCGUCAGUGGCGGCUGUUGCAUCCAUAGUCGUACACGAAGGAGCGGAACCCUUGGUAUCGAAUCUUUCGCGGCUGAACAGUAACAACGAAGAAGACGAAGUCGGCAAGGGUAUCGAAGACGUCAUGACCUUGAUUGAAAAUCUAAUCGAGAUUGACAGCCUAUGUGCGCUGGUGGAAAAGGUGGCGUUGGUACCCAAUGAGAAGUCAUUGGCGGCGCACCUUUGUAAAGACACAAAAUUGCUUUCAUGGUGCUUUCAACAAGUCGAAGAGAAUGGAUCACUCCGGGACAGGGCACUCGAAAUUAUCUCGCUCAUGGCUCCAAAGGAAGAUGUCUACGAUGCAGUUUCGGAUUGGAGUCGACUCCCACCAUACGUGUCCAGUUUUGCCGAGCAGAAAGAAGACGGCAAAACACAAGAUAACAGCGCGACUCUCGACGGAAUUGAGAUACUCCUACAGACCGUAGCUGCCUUUCGCAAAAGGCAACCGGCGGAUGAAACGGAAGUGGAACGAUUAGAAAAUGCGGGUUUGAUUGUUACGUCAGCUCUCACCUUCAGUUCGACCAACGUGGAAGCCUUUUUGAGCGCUCAAGGUAUCGAACUGGUUAUUCGCUGUUUGAAAGAACGGGUGCACGCCGGUGGCAUUGUUCUACCAUGGCUGGACUGGACCGGAACCGAUCACGUCUACAAGACAGCGUGCGAACACAUGAUCGUGGCUGGUUUUCUGAAGUACCUGUUACCGCUACUUAUGGGAAAUCAUACUCCAAAAUCUUUCGACAUGGUCCAAACGAAAAGGACGAAGCGGUCCUGGCAGACAAAUCUGGAAACAACUUCGAUCCGCGUGCUCUAUGCGCUUACGCGCUAUUUGACCGACAAGUCUCCGGAAGAUGCCAAGGCACGACUGUUGGCCAAAUUUGCCACCGACUCGGCCAAAUGCGAUCGCGUAGUAGAGCUCCUUCUGGAGUACGACCAAAAAGCUCGCGUCGCUGAGUACAAGUUUUACCGUUCGGACGUGGAAGAAAGACUGAGACAGGACUACGAUGAUUCCGAAACGGCCACUGGGAUGGUGGAAAUGGCCGCCCUCGAAGCCAAGCUGACGGGGGGAGGAGACGUCUUUCACCGGAUCGGUGCAGUUGCGGCCUGGUUGUGUGUGGGUAGUAAGCGGUGUCACGAGCGAAUCUUGGCAACUUUGCGCCAGCACGAUUCCGGCAUGAGUCUGGUGCAGGCCGCCGUGUCCGAAUUCGUAUCGGUUUUGGACGAAGCAUUAUCGGUAUCCCAGCGCGCUCAGCUCCAGAGCUACCUGCAAAAGCUUUAG